Penicillium lagena is the source of this 393-nucleotide messenger RNA. RefSeq lists its product as uncharacterized. The transcript has 4 exons. Gene Ontology annotation, biological process: mycotoxin biosynthetic process. The coding region runs from base 1 to 393 and encodes 130 amino acids. The record is from RefSeq and is a predicted model, not a curated record. NCBI's taxonomy places the organism in Eukaryota, Fungi, Ascomycota, Eurotiomycetes, Eurotiales, Aspergillaceae.
AUGAAGAAGCUUGGGCGCCUAGAGGAAGGGAAAAACGUCUACCACGCUUUCCAUCCACAGUAUUACAACCUUACGAGCCUCUCAGAGGAGGAUCAGAAACUGCAAGAUAUUCAUCUAGCGCACUGUCUUCACCUGAUCAAAGACGGACUUAUGUGCCAGGCAGAUCCAACAGUCUUUACCAUGAGAUGGGGGGAGUAUGACCUAUUACCAAUUCACAAUAUGACGAAUCCCCGGGAAUGCGUGAACUGGGAUAAGUUUAUGGAAGGUGUCAAGGAUAUCUCACAAGAUGUCAUCCAAGACGGCGUGCUUGUGCAUCCAAAAUUCGGUCCCCUGUUCAAGAACCGCGAGCCAGUGGAAUGGGAAAGACCUCCAAUGCUUGAUCAUGUCGCCUAG